This is a messenger RNA of Pimephales promelas (fathead minnow), 478 nucleotides long. Lineage: Eukaryota; Metazoa; Chordata; Actinopteri; Cypriniformes; Leuciscidae. The record is from RefSeq and is a predicted model, not a curated record.
UCAAUAGAUGUGACGCAUGCCCAAGAUGGCCGCCGAUUGCUUUAAAAUGGACUUGAACUUCAUGUCUAGCGUUUGCAUAGUGUUUGUGUUUGGUCCCUAACUCCUCUUCCUGUGUGUCCGUAGCCCAUGAUGAAGCAGUCCCCGUGGGGCUCCCAUCAGGGCGGCGGCUGGAACUCCGGCGGGAUGUCCUGGGGGCGGGACCAUCGGCGUGGAGGCGGCAUGGGCGUGCCAGGCUCCGUCAGCCAGAUCUCCCCCAUGAAGAAACCCUUCUCCAGUAACGUCAUCGCUCCGCCCAAGUUCCCCCGCUCCGCCAUGGGACCCAAAUCCUGGAUGGAAGAGAAUAUGUUCCGCACCGACAACAACAGCAACGCGCUGCUGCCCCCGCAGGAUCGGUCCAGGAUGUAUGACAGCUUGAACAUGCAUUCGUUGGAGAGCUCCCUGAUCGACAUCAUGAGGGCGGAGCAGGACCCUUUGAAGG